Molecule: messenger RNA, 2296 nt
Organism: Setaria italica (foxtail millet)
Lineage: Eukaryota; Viridiplantae; Streptophyta; Magnoliopsida; Poales; Poaceae
Product: vacuolar cation/proton exchanger 1a
Exons: 11
Coding region: 460-1839 (459 amino acids)
Biological process (GO): intracellular calcium ion homeostasis; calcium ion transmembrane transport
Cellular component (GO): plant-type vacuole membrane
Molecular function (GO): calcium:proton antiporter activity
Source: RefSeq, a predicted model, not a curated record
CUAUCUAUCUAUCCCUAGCCGGCCUAAUCGACGAUCCAUCAGCCUCCUCCCUAGAAAAUCGUUCCAUUUUGUUGUAGCAUUAUAUAUAUAAUAUUAUCUAUAUAUCCCUGGGCAAUGAGAAUAAACCCGAUCGUCUUUCAAUAUAGAUACAGAUCCGAUCAGCUUGUGUCCUUGAUUUUGCUUUUGUUAUUAGGAGAUAAUUGGUGUUUGGUUAGCACUCAUGGAUCAAUAAUUCAUCAUCCAUCUCAUCAUCUCGUCUCCCUGCCUGCCUAGCGAGUAGCGCCUGCCAUCUCGCCCCCUCCAUAUAUAUCCGCUCUGCUCUCUCAGGCUACACCUCACCUCGCCCGGCCAUCCACUCUCUCACUCACACAGCGAGCGAGCCCCAUUUCCGAGACAGGCCACGGAGAGCGGCGGCGCGUCAGCCCUCUGCUGGUUCGGUCGAGAGGAGUAGAAGGAAGGAUGGCGAGCAUGGAGGCCGGUCUGGUGCGCAAGCACCCGUCGGACGCCGGCGGCCUCCGCGAGGCGCGGUACGGGCCGCACGGGCACUCGGCGAGCGCCCGCACGGCGCACAGCAUGUCGGCGUCGGCGCUGCGCAAGAAGUCGGACGCGUCGCUGGUGCGCAAGGUGCCGUUCGCGCCGCUGCGGCCGGUGCUGGCCAACCUGCAGGAGGUCUUCCUCGGCACCAAGCUCGCCGUGCUCUUCCCCGCCGUGCCGCUCGCCAUCGCCGCGCGGUACGCGCACUUCGGCCAGGUGUGGGUGUUCGCGCUCAGCUUACUCGGCCUCAUCCCUCUCGCCGAGCGUGUCAGCUUCCUCACCGAGCAGAUCGCGAUAUACACUGGCCCCACUGUGGGCGGCCUCCUGAACGCGACGUGCGGCAACGCCACGGAGCUCAUCAUCGCGCUCUUCGCACUCAUGCAGGGCAAGAUCGAGGUCGUCAAGUGCUCCCUCCUCGGCUCCGUCCUCUCCAACCUGCUGCUCGUGCUCGGCACCUCCCUCUUCUGCGGGGGCAUCGUCAACCUCAACGUCGACCAGCCAUAUGACAGGAAACAAGCGGACGUGAGCACGGGCCUCCUCAUCCUCGGCGCGCUGUGCCAGUCCCUGCCGCUCAUGCUGCGCUACGCGGUGGGCGCCGGCGAGCACUCCGUGGCCGCGGACACCACGGGCCUCGAGCUGUCACGCGCCUGCAGCAUCGUCAUGCUGCUCGCAUACGCCGCCUACCUCUUCUUCCAGCUCAAGACGCACACCCAGCUCUUCGAGCCGCAGGAGAUCGACGACGACGGUGAGGUUGAUCAGGAAGAGGCUGUCAUCGGGUUUGCCAGUGGGUUCUUCUGGCUGGCAUUCAAGACCGUGCUCAUCGCCAUUCUGUCCGAGUACGUCGUCGGCACGAUUGAGCCUACCUCACAAUCUUGGGGCUUGUCAGUGAGCUUCAUCAGCAUCAUCCUACUCCCAAUCGUCGGGAACGCGGCAGAGCACGCUGGGGCCAUCAUUUUUGCUCUCAAGAACAAGCUGGACAUUACUCUUGGAGUAGCUUUGGGGUCGGCGACCCAGAUCUCCAUGUUUGUGGUGCCACUGAGUGUCAUUGUAGCUUGGAUCGCGGGUAUUCAAAUGGAUCUGGACUUCAAGCUGCUAGAGACCGGCACUCUGUUCGUCUCAGUAAUAGUAACAGCCUUCACCCUCCAGGAUGGAGCGUCACACUAUCUGAAGGGGAUCCUUCUCCUUCUGUGCUACAUUGUCAUUGGCGCAUGCUUUUUCGUCACGAGGCAACCUGCAAGUCAUGCAAACGGCAACGGAGGCGGGCUGGCUGUACCGACCGGUACUUGGAACGCACAGGUGGCAUAACAGGUUAAGAGCCCUGAAUGGACAAGUCAGCAUGCAAGAUAUCAGAGCAAUGUUCUGAAACAGAUCGACUCUGAAACUAGAAGAAGCUCAAUGAGUGAUAGAUCCUACUUUCCAGGGGAAUGGUGAAGUCGGUCUGAGUGCUGCCCGGAGCGAAUGCAUUCGUACUAUUGGUUUAGUUAGGCUGCGGCUGCUGCAAUAAGGGUAGCGAAUAUAUGUGCUCCAAUCCUAUGUAGUAUAUGAUCAAUCGUGUGUUGCUUCAUUCAUGCAGCUUAAUAAGAUAUAUACAUAUGCAGUGGUGUAUUGUAGCAUUGUGUAGUGUAUGUGCGUAUUGUACAGUAUAUGCUUACUGUUCGCCGUAUCUCUUUUGUCGUCAGUGCCGGAUCUGGCCCUGGGCCUACAACUAGGCCCAUUAAACCUCCAUGAAUUCAGGAAAGAGAUUGGUGGGACCGAAAACAAA